Messenger RNA from Punctularia strigosozonata HHB-11173 SS5, 1773 nucleotides. RefSeq names its product UDP-3-O-glucosamine N-acyltransferase. NCBI's taxonomy places the organism in Eukaryota, Fungi, Basidiomycota, Agaricomycetes, Corticiales, Punctulariaceae. Gene Ontology annotation, cellular component: eukaryotic translation initiation factor 2B complex; guanyl-nucleotide exchange factor complex. Gene Ontology annotation, molecular function: guanyl-nucleotide exchange factor activity; translation initiation factor activity. Bases 55 to 1617 code for a protein of 520 amino acids. The record is from RefSeq and is a predicted model, not a curated record. Gene Ontology annotation, biological process: biosynthetic process; cytoplasmic translational initiation. The transcript is spliced from 8 exons.
AAUCUGGCCGUCGAGGACUGAGAUCACCGAGCCAGGAUCACUACCGACACAACUAUGGAUUUUGCUGUGAGCCAGUCGAUACACGUCGUCCCCGAGCUUUUGGCCGUCGUCCUCGCGGGCUUCGGGAACGAAUUAAUACCUUUGACGAGCCCCUUGACCAGCGAUCAUGGGGACGAACCAUGCCCAAAAGCUUUGCUACCGAUAGCGAACAAACCAAUGCUCGAAUACCCGCUCGCAUGGCUCGAGCAAUCUGGCAUCAAAGACGUCCUCUUGAUCUGCCCUGCCGUCCAUAAAGAGCCGAUAUCGCACUAUGUCCACUCCUCCUCGUCCUUUCCCUCCUUAAGCAUCGACCUCCAAACGUUCGACGAGACGCAAGAUCUCAGCGUCGGCACCUGCACCGUCCUCCGCCACUUUGCGAACCGCAUCAAGCGCGACUUCGUGCUGCUUCCCUGCGACCUCAUCCCUCCUCCGAACCUGCCUCUUUCCACGCUACUGGACAAGUUCAGGACAGAGACCGUCAGCGACGGGGCGAUCGCGACCGCGUGUUUCAUCGAAGCCCCAAAGCCGGACAAGAACAGUCUCAUCGAUGAAUGGGGGAUGCCUGCGCAGAGGGUGCCGAUCGUGUACGACGAGACGACCGGGACCUUGCUGCACAUUGACACCCCCGACGACUCGGACCGCAACGCAGAGGAGAUCGAGCUCCGGAUGUCCCUCCUUUCCAAGUAUCCCAGGACAAGGCUAUCCUCUGUGUUCCAAGAUUCGCACGUCUACGUCUGCAAACGUACUAUCCUGGAUGCAUUGGAACAGAAAUCCGACCUCGAUUCCAUUCGCGACGAAUUCAUCCCCUGGCUCUGCAAGCCGCAGUACCAGCGCACCCGGAGACAGAAGUACGGACAAGUACUUGCGCCGAUCACCAACUCAACUUCGCAGGAGACGGCGCUGCGACAUUCGACGUUACACUUGCAGUCACCCACUUCCGGCGCGGACUCGGUAGACACGGAAGACUCGGAGGAAAAGCCCACCUCCUCCGCCAGUCUGCGGGUUGGCGUCGUCGUCCACCGCGCGAGGGACGGCUUCACCGGACGCGCAAACAACCUUCACUCGUAUCUCGAACUCAAUCGUCACUUCCUCACCCAAACGACGUACUCCCUCCCUAGCGACCCGGAAAACCGAGCUCUCAUCGACCCCAAGGCGAACAUCUCGUCCGAUUCGAUGGUGGGGCAGUCGACCCGCGUCGAAGAGCGGGCGAGCAUCAAGCGCUCGAUCAUCGGCCCGCACUGCGUCAUCGGGAAGAUGGCGAAGGUCGUGGGCUGUGUCCUUCUGGAUCACUGCGUUAUCGCCGAUGGCGCUAAGCUGGAGGGGUGCAUAUUGGGCAAAAGUACCAAGGUGGGACCCAAAGCCGAACUGGUACGCUGCGUCACACAGGCGGGAUACGAAGUCGAAGCAGGCGAAACGUAUAAACACGAGCGUCUUGAGACCAGCGAUUGGGCCGCGGCGUCCGAGGAAGAAGGCUCCGAAGAUGAAGAUGAUGGAGACGAAACCGAGAGCGAGGCCGCGACAGGGACAGGCACGCAGAACACGACCGACACAGAGGAGACGACCGAGAGCGAAGCGUAGGAGGAAACUGACGAGAGCAAUGAAGUUCUGGACGUCUCGGCGGUGUUUGCGGACAGUAGCGAUAGAUCACGCCGCACCUUACUAUGGCCGGAGCCGUGCACGCCUACGGGCACCCACAUCUGUAACACUCAGGAAUAGAAUCCACGCAAGAGUCCC